Pan troglodytes (chimpanzee) is the source of this 3311-nucleotide messenger RNA. It is a transcript of the gene IRAG2, whose product is annotated as inositol 1,4,5-triphosphate receptor associated 2. The transcript is spliced from 21 exons. NCBI's taxonomy places the organism in Eukaryota, Metazoa, Chordata, Mammalia, Primates, Hominidae. Gene Ontology annotation, cellular component: endoplasmic reticulum membrane. The coding region runs from base 1537 to 3036 and encodes 499 amino acids. The record is from RefSeq and is a predicted model, not a curated record.
CUCUUUCCUUUUCUUUUCCCUCCCUCUACCUUUACCCCAUUCCUUUCUUUUUUCUGUAAAAGCUAGCUGUGAUGUGUAAAUGUUGCACCUGUCACCCUGACCUCAUUGUAGAGCCAUCUUCUGAGUAACUGGCAACUGGCAACUGAUGCUAAGUGCUAUGAAUGCAGCUGGUGGGAACUGAACACACCAGUGUAAAAGAUGAAACUAGAAGUCCUUAUCUGUAAAGUGAGGGUGUCAGGCUAAGCGACCAAUAAGCUUUGCUUAAGAUUUUAUAUUUGUGAAGCAUUUAUAUGUAAAUACUUUCACUUUUUCCUCUGAUCUCUAAGGAAGUGGUGUUAAGUUUGAGUUUGUCAUAAUUUCACAGCGUGACUCUUAGUUGAAAUGUCACUGACAGCUUGUGGUUUGGACUUUUUUUUUUUUUUUAACUCCAGUCAGAAACAACUAGAAGCCAUUAAACAACUACAGGAAGAUGCUGUCAACCAGGAAGGCAUCCUUAGGAAGAGGCUCCAAGAAACCAGCCGACGGCUGGAGGAUGUGGAGGAGCAGGUAGGGUGGCUCAUGGCUACAUUAGAUUCAGGGGACAUCUCCUCAGAUGCCCUGCAAACCAUGAAAUAAAAAUGGAGGAGGAACAACAACAACAAACAAAAAAAAAAGCAAAGAGGAACUGCAAGUUCAGUCCCUAGCGACUAACAGUGAGCAGAGGAAGUAAAGGGGGAGUUGUAAGAGAGGCGGUAUCAACAGCCUGCUGAUGAAAGAGGCGACUCUGCAGAAAGAGGCAACUUGACAUAUCAGGACUUUAACCGCUGUAGAAAUAGCUCAGGCAUACCAAGCCCAUGCAAACACAGAAUUGCAGAAGUUCAGGAGAGGCUUAUCACUUCCCUGAGAAGAAAAACACAUUUUCAGUUUUGCCUGCAUCAUAAGAGUGAGCACUCCAUUGCUUUCUUUCCUGGCCACACUGCUACAAUCCAGUACUAACUAUCCAUGUCCAGGGUAAGGAUCGAGAUCGAGAAGCCCACACUGCCAGUGAAAAAGCUACGUCUUUACUGCAUAAAUUAGAGGAAGCAAUUUCGGAACAACGGAACCUUCAAACUAUAAAUACUGAAUUAUCGAACACUUGCCAGGCACUUCAGCAGAAGACAAGGAAACUGAAGAAGCUUUUUAGAUGAGGAAUUUCCUCACUAUGAUUCCCUGUCCUGCACAGAUGCAAUUCAACAACCUCUUCAAGAAAAAUUGAAGCAGUGUUGCCACAAACUAUAUGGUGGUCAAGAAGCAAGAAUACAUCAGACACCCCUGACCUUGAAACAUACGUGCUGGUACACACCUCUGCUGGAUGCCUUAUCUCUGGAUAGUUUUACAGCAGUUCCAACUCUGGAAUCAACACCUUUCUCAGGUGUAGCCAACCAAAUCCACACUCUGUGUGAAAGGCCCACAUAUGGAGAAGUAAAGGAUGGUGCUUUGGAUGUAAGAAGACAACACAAGUGCCCAGGCCCCACAAGUGGCCCCAACCCAGGAACAAAUCUCUCAGGCUGCAUCAGGAUGAAUGAUGACCCAAGUAUGGAAGAGAAUGGUGUUGAACGCGUGUGUUCUGAGAACCUGCUGCAGUCCAGGGAAUAUUCCUCACUACCAUUACCCAGACGCACUUCAUCGACAGACGGUACUAUAACUUCAAGUGAUCCUGGAUUAGAAAUUCUGAAUAUGGCUUCUUGUGACCUUGACAGUAACUCACUCUGUAAGAAAGAGGAGGAUACAAGAUCAGCUUCUCCCACGAUAGAGGCCCAAGGCACAAGUCCAGCUCGUGAUAAUAUUGCAUUCCAAGACUCUACGAGUAAGGAUAAAACCAUAUUAAAUCUGGAAGCCAAAGAGGAACCAGAAACAAUAGAAGAACAUAAAAAAGAACAUGCUUCAGGAGACUCUGUGGUUUCCCCUCUUCCUGUAACCACCGUGAAAUCGGUUAACCUUAGACAAAGUGAGAACACUUCUGCUAAUGAGAAGGAGGUGGAGGCAGAAUUUCUCAGAUUAUCUUUGGGAUUUAAGUGUGACUGGUUUACCUUGGAGAAGAGAGUGAAGCUUGAAGAGAGGUCCCGUGACUUGGCAGAAGAAAAUUUGAAGAAAGAAAUCACUAACUGUUUAAAACUAUUAGAGUCUUUAACACCUCUGUGUGAAGAUGACAACCAGGCACAGGAAAUCAUUAAGAAGCUGGAGAAGAGUAUAAAGUUUCUUAGCCAGUGUGCAGCACGAGUGGCCAGUAGGGCUGAGAUGUUGGGAGCCAUCAAUCAGGAAAGCCGGGUUAGUAAAGCAGUUGAAGUGAUGAUUCAGCACGUAGAAAACUUGAAGAGGAUGUAUGCCAAAGAGCACGCUGAAUUAGAAGAACUGAAACAGGUUCUUCUGCAGAAUGAAAGGUCUUUCAAUCCUCUUGAAGAUGACGAUGACUGCCAAAUUAAAAAACGUUCAGCUUCUCUAAACUCCAAGCCAUCUUCUCUACGAAGAGUGACUAUUGCCUCUUUACCCAGAAAUAUUGGAAAUGCAGGAAUGGUGGCUGGGAUGGAAAAUAAUGAUCGAUUCAGUAGGAGGUCAAGCAGUUGGCGUAUUUUGGGGUCAAAGCAGAGUGAACAUCGUCCCUCAUUACCUCGAUUUAUUAGCACCUAUUCCUGGGCAGAUGCUGAAGAAGAAAAAUGUGAACUAAAAACUAAAGAUGACUCAGAGCCACCUGGAGAAGAAACAGUAGAAAGGACAAGGAAGCCAAGUCUUUCUGAAAAGAAAAAUAAUCCAUCAAAGUGGGAUGUCUCUUCAGUUUAUGACACAAUAGCUUCCUGGGCAACAAAUCUCAAGUCCUCCAUCAGAAAGGCUAAUAAGGCCCUCUGGCUCUCUAUUGCAUUCAUUGUACUGUUUGCAGCUUUGAUGAGCUUCCUCACAGGCCAAUUAUUCCAGAAGUCUGUGGAUGCCGCUCCCACACAGCAAGAGGACUCAUGGAUGUCUCUAGAACAUAUCUUGUGGCCAUUUACCAGACUCCGACACAAUGGGCCACCACCAGUGUGACAGCAGGACAUCCUAAUAUAUGGAUCUUGAUUUUUAAGUUUCAGUAUCUGAACUUUGUAAAUUAGUAACUUUUAGCUGGGAAAGUAUAGCAUGAAACCAGAGGUUCUCAGAAUCACUGUAAGAUAGCUUACAUUUCCUCUUUUUGCCUUUAUCUCCCCAACUAAAAUACAAUGGGGAAGAAGUCUGCCUAUGAUCUUUGAAUGAGCUUUUUAAGGAAGAAAUAUUAUAUAUUGUUUGUUAAAGUUUAUUGAAAUAAAGAAUCAUUUAAAUCUUCA